This is a messenger RNA of Mesorhabditis spiculigera, 786 nucleotides long. NCBI's taxonomy places the organism in Eukaryota, Metazoa, Nematoda, Chromadorea, Rhabditida, Rhabditidae. The record is from the annotation of a GenBank genome assembly.
AUGCCAUUAUCAAUAGUCGCUUCCCCACCUCACGACUCGAAAUGGAGAAAAGUGGCUGACCUGUUCGACAACAACGGCUUCAUCAACCAUAAGGAUUUCACCAACGCCCUACGCUUUGAUAAGACGCGUCGCGUCGAGCCUCGUACUGACGGUGAAAGGAUCGCGGUUGAGAUUGAGCGCCAGGUGCGCGGAUGUUCGUGCUGUCAGCCCUACAAGAUUGAGAGGAUCGCUGAAGGACAGUAUCGGUUCGGCGAUACGCAAAUCAAGCGGAUGGUACGGAUAUUACGAUCGACGGUGAUGGUUCGAGUCGGAGGAGGAUGGGUGUGUCUCGAGGAGUUCUUGAAGAGCCACGAUCCGUGUCGGGCGACGAAACGCCGUAACGAUGUGCUGAACAACCUGCGUGGCAGCAACGAGCGCAUCAUCCGCGACAGCAUGGAGAUGUUCACCAAAAACCGUCAUGCUCGCUUUGGGUCUUCAGAUUCUGAGCCGCAAUUUGCGGUGCCGGGACCGAUUAUUAAGAUCAGAGAAAAAACCGAGCGCAGCAUGCCAAUGUUCCCGGGGCAACAUCGCCCGGGCGGCUCGGCCCAUUCCUCGAAUUCCCGCCUCCGAACCCCGUCCGACGUCUCGCUAGGAGAUUCCCGAAUCGGCAAAGGAUGGCCUGGGAACUCUCCGUUUGGGUCCCAGCAAUCGCUGGAUAAGGGGAGCCGACCCCCAAGUAGAGCAAGCGAGAGUGGACCCGAUAAGCCGACGAGGAUACCUUCGUUGAGGGGAAAGAAGGGAGUACGG